Molecule: messenger RNA, 804 nt
Organism: Nilaparvata lugens (brown planthopper)
Lineage: Eukaryota; Metazoa; Arthropoda; Insecta; Hemiptera; Delphacidae
Exons: 7
Coding region: 226-804 (192 amino acids)
Source: RefSeq, a predicted model, not a curated record
GUUACUUCACGUUCUUCAUUUGAGCUCUCCCGGCUUGACGGUUAGUGUUUUUUGUUAUUGUCGGUUCCCUCUUGGGUGUUCAGAGUUCAGGCUCCAGAGUACAGUGCUCCAUGAGCCUGCAAGCCCUGCAGAGUUCUUCCUCUCCGCUCAUCAAAAGUGUGUCUGUAAUGCAUCCAUCGCCCGGAGCUUGGCAUAGUGAUUCCUGUCUUGGAUCACAGCUCAAAUAUGGCAGCUGACAGGAAUCUUGUGUCAUGGAAGUUUCUGGAACAAUUGGAUCCGAGGCUAGCCAUGGGUUCCAGCAACCGGCAAACGGUGUGUCAUGUCAUAAAGAAUCUUGUGUCAUGGAAGUUUCUGGAACAAUUGGAUCCGAGGCUAGCCAUGGGUUCCAGCAACCGGCAAACGAUGUGUCUUGUCAUAAAGAAUCUUGUGUCAUGGAAGUUUUUGGAACAAUUGGAUAGUCAUGGGUUCCAGCAACCGGCAAACGGUGUGUCUUGUCAUAAAGAAUCUUGUGUCAUGGAAGUUUCUGGAACAAUUGGAUCCGAGGCUAGUCAUGGGUUCCAGCAUCCGGCAAACGGUGUGUAUUGUCAUAAACCUUUGCCUGAUCUGUCUAGUACCCAUACGCCAUCGCCCUCUCCGAACACCUUUGCGUUGACUCUCGGCUUGCUGUUCCCUUGUCUAACUAACUCUUCGUCUACUCUGUCGUUAACAUCUGGUAGUAAUAGAUCUAUUUUGCAGUGUAACUCGCGACCGAACAUCAUAAAAGCAGGUGUUUUUCCCGUUGCUCUCUUUGGGGAUGUUCUAUGA